Messenger RNA from Capronia coronata CBS 617.96, 1203 nucleotides. RefSeq lists its product as uncharacterized. Gene Ontology annotation, cellular component: nuclear membrane complex Bqt3-Bqt4. Gene Ontology annotation, biological process: mitotic telomere tethering at nuclear periphery; meiotic attachment of telomere to nuclear envelope. Gene Ontology annotation, molecular function: DNA binding. The transcript has 5 exons. Lineage: Eukaryota; Fungi; Ascomycota; Eurotiomycetes; Chaetothyriales; Herpotrichiellaceae. Bases 1 to 1203 code for a protein of 400 amino acids. The record is from RefSeq and is a predicted model, not a curated record.
AUGCGAUCCUUACCUGAAAAACGAAAUCCAUUGGUCGCGCCUGGCGCGGCGCCGUCAUAUGAAGAGCUGCUCAACCGAAGGCGGCUCGGUAAGACAAAGUUGACCGUGAAGCCCGGGCAAGUUGGGACGUCGAACGCGACAAAGGCAGAAAAUCUGGGACCUUUCGAAUAUGCACAUCUUCGCGCUCCUCUCCCAGAUGACCUCACUGGUUCCGAGAUUUUUUCAACUCAGCAGAAUCAACCUCAUCCGGAAACAUACUUUCUCAUGAGGAGGAGCAAGGACGGUUUCGUGAGCGCUACCGGCAUGUUCAAGAUCGCAUUCCCUUGGGCGGCUCAUGCCGAAGAGAAAGAAGAGCGCGAUUAUCUCAAAAGUCUCGAUGCCACGAGUCAGGACGAAGUUGCAGGCAAUGUCUGGGUAGCCCCGGAGUUUGCCCUCGAAUUGGCCGCGGAUUACGGUCUGACUGAAUGGAUUCGCGCCCUGCUCGACCCAGCCGAGAUCUCGCAAGCACCUUCAAGCUCCAAAAAGCCGAUUAGUGCGCCUCCCAGGUUUGAUCUCCCAACGGGCCAGACCAAACUGCCACCUCCCACCAAGACACCCCGUUCGAGAGCCACAAGGUCGGCCUCCCCAAGCAAAACAGACACCGCAAGUAAGGCAAAAUCGUCGCCGAAAAAGAGACAAACAAAGGCACAGAAGGAAGCCAACAUUGCUCAUGCCAAUGCCGCCAGCGCGACUCUGCAGUCUGCACUGAACGAUGCAGCAUCCGUCGCACCUACGAAAAGGAAAACUGGCUCGCCCACCAAACUGCCCACCGAAUCGGACUCCAACGAAGACAUGGUCAAGGUCCAGGUGGAUCAAACAGUCGACGUUGGUGAGACUACGGAGACCACCCACUCGAGAGUGACGGUCGACAUGCCAUCAGCAUCGCCUGAGCUCCCUUCACCCGAAGACACGGAGAAGAUGUUGGAAACGGCAAGGAAAAUGGUGGAGGAAGCCAAGGCCCUGGAGCCCGUUCCGAAAGCCUCUAAGAAGCGGAAGGCCCCCGAACCCGAACCGUCCGAUGUCGACGCCGAGAUGCCCGUCCAGCCAACGAAGAAGGCGCGGGUGCUGCAGGAGAAGUUGAAGAGGGAGAAAGUGAGGAACAGGGCUUUGAUCGGUCUCACGGCGACCUUGACUAUCGCUGCUGCCAUUCCUUACUUCUUUUAG